Cylicocyclus nassatus is the source of this 2067-nucleotide messenger RNA. NCBI's taxonomy places the organism in Eukaryota, Metazoa, Nematoda, Chromadorea, Rhabditida, Strongylidae. The record is from the annotation of a GenBank genome assembly.
GCUAUACUCGUAGUGAAUGCGUUAUGGAGCUGCCAGAUGUAGUGAAAGAGAAGUUGAUAGAACUGGAUGAUGAGAAUAACCAGCUGAGAGCGGAAGUAACACGGUUGCGGGCCAGUAUCGUCAACAAGGAUGAAAUAUUGAAUGAGCUAGAAGAAGAAAAUGUUCAAUUACGUACAGCAAAGCAGAAAAUUAGUUCAGACAAUACUAAAUGUCUACAGCUAGAGCAGACAAUUGUCAGUUUGCGAGUGACGCUUGAAGAAAAGACUCGAGACUCGUAUAAUUUGAUGCAUGAGGUGGAAACUUUGACUGCUUCACUUGUCUCUGCACAAAGCGAAAUUGAUGAGCUGCGCAGAGCUUCCACUCCACCCUCUACGGAGGAAAGCAUCAUCGUGGAGCCAUCAAAUAGGGAAGAGAUGAUGCGUCUGCAAGAAGAGAAAGACGAUGCUUUGUUUGAAUUACAAGAAGCCAGAAAGCGUAUCCUUGAACUGGAAUCUGAGCGAGAAGACCUCAUAGAGCGGGCAGAGGCUGCCAAUGCCGAAGCACGGGAUAUGGCUAGACAUUUGAAGGAGAUUCGUGAACAAAUGCAUGAAUUAGAAACGGAGCUUGCAACAUCUCGUACUAAUCUAAAUAUCGCGAAUCGUGGAAAUUCUAUGUUUGCCGAGUUUGCUGAGGAGCGCUUGAAGUUAGAAGCAGAUAUGAAAGCCUUGUUUGCGAAAUACGAGGCUGUUCGCAAACAAAAUUACGACCUUUCAAAUGAGCUAGAUGAAGCUCGCUUGUUGGCAUUGCGACGGACCAGGAGUGAAGGUACUGGAAGAUGUCGUUGCCAGGAACUAGCUCCUGAGCUGCGUCAGCUUAGAGGACGAGUGCAAACCCUAGACGACCGCUUAUUCAGAGCAAGAAACGAACUUCUAGAUAUAGGCAGAACGACCAAGGGCAUUGAACCGAAGCUCAGAAGUUUCUAUACAUCUUUGAAGAUAGAAAUGGGAGCUUUGCGUGACGAACGUGAUAAAUAUCGUGCUGACAGGGAUAAGCUCAUAGAAGAAAAGGCUGAUCUUGCGGUGCGAGUGGCUAAUGCAGAGAAAUCGGUUGCUGAUGCACAAGAAGAUAUCGAAACCUUGAAGUUACAGCUAGCUAUGAUGAAAGAGCGGGAGCAGAAAAAAGAUGCUGCCAAGGUGUCUGAAAUGAUGAGUAAGGGAUGUAGCGAUCAAGAGCAACGUCUGUUGUCUAUACUGAAUCAUAAUCAAUUUACACCUGCUGCUUCGAACAGACCAACGGUACAGACCCCUUCUGUUAUUCAAUGCGUACUAGAAACACCACAAUGCUCUGCUUUACCUCGCACUUCAUUGCAAAGAGAUCUACAAGGCUCAUUUAAUGCUGCAGCUGAUACCGGUGAAAGGCCCUUCAGUGGACUAAAAAAGCUUCGGUUUGCCGACAACAGUAUGAAUGAUGAAGAGGAUCAUAGUAGGAGGGAUUCUAUAAGUGCCAGUGAACUGCGAAGGAUAGCUCGUAAACAAGCUCGACGUGGUCAAUCGAAAGUUCUUCCAGUUCCUGAGAAUUUGAAAAAAGUGACAGCUAAGAUUGUCAAUCCAAGUGCCUUACCUCCAAAAUCUGCUAUCACGGAUACGUUCAAAGGGGAAGGGUCGGAAGCUAAAGUGGAUGCGUCAUUGUUGACUUCGACUCCCGCAACAGGAGCUUUGUCUUCACGGCGGUCUUGUGCAGGCGAUGUAAGCUUACACGACAUGAGCGUACUGCACAAAUUAUCAGACUCCAUUCAUCAAGACGUAUUUGAAAAUAUUCAUCCACAGUCAGUUUUAUCGGAAGUCGAAGUGGAUGCAGAGCUCAAUUUUUCAAGUAGACGAAGUACCAUACUAGAUUCCACAAAGGAAUUCAACAGGACAGCUUUAGAGGACGUUCCGGAAGAAAAAGAGAACGACUCGUCAAUGAAAUCAUCACAAAGUUCUGUAAAAUUGUAACCUGUAUAAUCUGAAGUUACUUAUAACCAUUACUUAUGUAUUUUGCACCUGAGGUGUUUAUCACUAGUAUGAUCUUCUAUUCUAUGCAUGCUAU